AUGGCUCCUACUGCUAUGGCUGCCACGCAACAAACGGCAGACACCAAGUCGCCGACGAUAUCAACACCGGCACCGGCAUCAACGUCAGGGCCUCAAAGAGUGCCGAGUCUGGGUCACAAGCUUCCCAAGCUCGAGCCCAGGCGGCGCCGACCACAGCCUGAGAAUCCCAUCCCUUUCCCCAACACGCCUGCUCUCCCACCACCCCCGGAAAGCCCAGGCUCGUUUCGUGUGCCGAGCCGCCGCAUCUUGUCAAAAGCGGAUCAUGACUUGUUCGUCUCCUCCCCGUCGUUUAACCUGAUACUGUCCUGGAUUUUCAGCCUGGCCGAGUCUGUCGUCGACACGCCCAUCUCAGCGGUGAAGGACGACGAGCUGGCCAGCCCAAUACGGACGCUCCUGGAGAUCCUCGACGAGGUGGAGCAGCUCGUCUACCAAAACCCGCCAGACGAUCAGGGGGGCUCCAGGUUUGGCAACAAGAGAUUCAGAGACUUCCUGGACAAGGCCAGGGCGCAAGAGACGAAGUGGCACCAGAGGCUGGGCGUCGACAGCCCGGACGCCGUUGCCGAGCUCGCCACGUACCUCAACCAGUCCUUCGGGAACCGGAAGCGCAUCGACUACGGCUCCGGCCAUGAGCUCAACUUCAUGAUCUGGCUGCUAUGCCUCUACCAGCUCCGCAUCGUCACGCGCGAAGACUUCAAGCCCCUGGUGCUCAAGGUGUUCACCCGCUACCUCGAGGUCAUGCGCGUGAUCCAGUGCCUGUACUACCUCGAGCCGGCGGGCUCGCACGGCGUGUGGGGCCUGGACGACUACCAGUUCCUCCCCUUCCUGUUCGGCGCGUCGCAGCUGUCCCACCACAAGUACAUCACGCCGCGGGCCAUCCACCAGGAGCUCAUGCUCGAGCAGUUCGGCAAGGACUACCUCUACCUGAACCAGAUCGUCUUCGUGAACAGCACCAAGACCGUCAAGGGCCUGCGGUGGCACAGCCCCAUGCUGGACGACAUCUCGUCCGCAAAGUCGUGGGAGAAGGUCGAGGGCGGCAUGCGUCGCAUGUUCGUGGCCGAGGUGCUCAAGAAGCUGCCGGUCAUGCAGCACUUCCUGUUCGGGUCCCUGGUCCCGGCCGUGGACGGCAUGAGCGAGCAGAGCCUGGCCGGGGUCCCGGACGAGGAGGACGAUGACGAGGGCGGCGAGGUCCAGGUCUUUGACGAGGGCGACGUCAGGCAUGUUCACCAACAGAACGGAUGGGGCGAGUGUUGCGGUAUCAAGGUCCCCAGUGGUGUUGCUGCCGGUAUGGAGGCGAUGAAGAAGGGCGAGACACUACGCAGGAUUCCUUUCGAUUGA
Molecule: messenger RNA, 1335 nt
Organism: Diaporthe citri
Lineage: Eukaryota; Fungi; Ascomycota; Sordariomycetes; Diaporthales; Diaporthaceae
Exons: 1
Coding region: 1-1335 (444 amino acids)
Biological process (GO): mitotic spindle organization
Cellular component (GO): cytoplasm; nucleus; protein phosphatase type 2A complex
Molecular function (GO): peptidyl-prolyl cis-trans isomerase activity; protein tyrosine phosphatase activator activity
Source: RefSeq, a predicted model, not a curated record